Molecule: messenger RNA, 668 nt
Organism: Cylicostephanus goldi
Lineage: Eukaryota; Metazoa; Nematoda; Chromadorea; Rhabditida; Strongylidae
Source: the annotation of a GenBank genome assembly
CAGGUGCAAGCAUACACCUUCCAUAAACUAGUGAUUGCAUACGGUCGUGAGCGUGACCAGCAGCUAAUUGUGUCUUUCCGACCUCGCAACACCACAAAUGAUCGCUUCAAUCUGAACUUUGGACAGACUCUUCCUAUCUCGAUUUAUGACUCUCCUGAGGUGAAUUUGCAAGAAACAACGCGAUGGAACGCGCAUUGUAUGAUGGCAACCAUUUUGAAGGAAAAGUUUAACGCGAAGUCCGACUUGACUGAGCUCGUGCAUUAUUUGGUGACCACAAGUGAACCUCUACACUCGUUGGCAUUCUUCAGUAGGAUACGAUUUCAAUCAUGUAAAGUGCUGGCUCAGUUGUUUAACGUCGAGAUACCGUAUCCGCUCAUUUUGAAGUUCCAUCUCAUGCCUAUCAAUGAGGUUACCUUGCGCUUAACAUAUGGGCAUAUCCACUUGGAGUUCAUCAUGUUAUCAGGAGAUCAAGUGGCUAUCCGAGAUAGUUCUCGUGACAAACCUCGUUGUGCAGGACUCCACAAGUUUUUUCAUCUUUUGUCGAAUGGGACUGCUAGAUCAUGCAAGGAAAAUGAACAGCGUUUCGUUUCGACUAGUUCUCCUGCUCAGCCAGCAUCAUUGCCACCAAAUGUGAGUACAAGUAACCAAAUAGAUACGAAGUUGUAAGU